Chlamydomonas reinhardtii is the source of this 1893-nucleotide messenger RNA. RefSeq lists its product as uncharacterized. The transcript has 6 exons. The record is from RefSeq and is a predicted model, not a curated record. Gene Ontology annotation, biological process: plant-type cell wall organization. Lineage: Eukaryota; Viridiplantae; Chlorophyta; Chlorophyceae; Chlamydomonadales; Chlamydomonadaceae. Bases 432 to 1295 code for a protein of 287 amino acids.
GCAUGCCGCCAAUGGGAGCCCCAUCUUCACUUGGCUCCGCCCCUCAUAAGCUCAGCCCGCCGUGACACCAGCUCUUAUUACUCCAUUCAGUGCUACACUACAGCGCUUCGUCCUCUCGUGAUUACCUUGUAGGGCGUGUGAGUUGUGGCCCGCCUGCUAACCUAUUGCGCCGCGCCUUCUCUAACUUAACUCCAGCCUCCCCUGUUCAGCGACUACUCAAUAUUGCGACGCGCCUGACAAACCAGACAAUUUAGGACGGCCACGGAUUAGUCGCUGCUGCAAGCUCGGCUCGGCUCCCGCCGCCUCAGCUUCCCGCCCUUUUGUGCGCCGCCGGCGCCUGCGCGCACCGGUCGCCCAAGCGCUCGCGGGCCCCUUUCGCGAUCGACCUAUCCUUUAAGGCGGUGCAAGCUCGCCAGCAAGCAAGCGACAAGAUGGAGGUGGCUUCCCGCGUGUUUGAGUUCGCGGCGUCGGUCUUUGGCGGCGCCGCGGCUGCGCCCCGCAACUUCAGCUCGGCGGCCGACCGGCAAGCUGAGUGUCAAGCGGGCGACCGCAGCCGCGACCGCUGCUGUGAGCAUCAUCAGCCGCAGCAAGAGCCGUCCACUUCAUCACUAGACCAGCAAGAGCAACAGCAAGAGCAACAACAGCAAGGGUGCGGCUCCUGGCAACACUUCGCUUCCUCCGCGUCUGCCUCUUCCUCCGCCUCUUCCUCCUCCUCCCACUCGCCGAUGCUGUCGGCGCUGCUGGCGGGACUGCUGCUGACAUCAGCCUCCACCUUCCCGCGCGGCGCCCUGGCAGACGACGGCGGCGGCUGGACGGACGGGCGCGCCACCUACUACGGCAAUGACGGCGGCGCCACAAUCGACCAGGGCUCCUGCAUGUACGGCUCGCUCCCCAACGGCCUGGUGUCGACAGGCACCGACAUUGCAGCCAUCGCCGACGCCAACCCUAGCUUCGCCGGCAGCUGCGGGCGCUGCUAUGAGGUCGCCUGCCGCGAGGCGCGCUUCAGCGACGGCUACGGCAAUGCCAUCGACCGCAGCGGCGGCACCUGCAGCCGCGGCGGCAGCGUCAUCGUCACCAUCACCGAUGCCUGCCCCUGCUACUACCCCGCCAACGAGUACAGCAACAAGCGCUGGUGCUGCGGCGACAUGGACCACCUUGACAUGAGCUAUCAGGCCUUCUCCAAGAUUGCCGAUCUGGGUCAGGGCGUCAUUGGCAUUCGGUACCGCCAAGUGCAGUGUCCGGGCUACUCGGCCUCCUCGCCGCGCAAAGGCGGUGGCUUCGUCCAGGGCGAGUGAGCUUGGGAUGCCAGCGUGGGGUUGUGGAAUGGGGGCUGUGCGGGUGGAGAAGGAUUGAUGAUAGGCUCCGGUAGGCUCUGGUACGGUACGGUAGGCCCCGGUGCGUCGUGUGGAGUGUGAGGUAAUGUGCAGGAUGGGCAGGAUGGGCAGGAUGGGCAGGAUGGGCAGGAUGGGCAGGAUGGGCAGGAUUUGCAGGAUGGGCAGGAUGGGCAGGAUGGUGCUGCGUGGCAGGCAGGAACACUGGGCCGGGCCACUGGUACUUACGGGGACAGGAUAGCACGCAUGCUCGUGCACACCACCUUGUAACCAACAACAACAGGAACAGGGGGUCGCGGGCAUCGAGAGCCAAAGCAGAUGCGCGGUUCCACUUAGAGCGCAUGUUGCAUUGGACGAGCAGACUAGCAGCUCUGCAAGCGCAACGUAUGCAUGCAUUCAAUCGGUUGAUAGCUGGCACAAAGUCCCAGCACGCAUGCAGUGGUAGGCGACGUACGGCGGCGGCCGUAGCAGCAGCACGCGGGGCUUUAUUUGUUAUAGGUCGGCAGUGGCAUGUUGUUCGCAUGACAAGUUGCUGUGCUGUAGGCUGUAACAUUUACAUUUG